AUGGUUGCCCAAUUAGACUCGAACCUUGCCGUAGAAGAAAACCCAGAUAACCAAUUACAGAAUCAACAGGAUGAUCCAUAUGAAGCAGAAGAAACACUCUCUCUUUGUGAUCUUCCUACAUACAGUGACUCGGCUCAUUGGGACGACUUCUCCAAAGAUUAUCAGAGCUCCUCUUUUGAUCAAGAUGAAGACAACUUCUUUGAGUUCUUCAGUGAAGACUUCACAGCCUCAACAUACCCAUCUGGGAAUAAAGACAUCAUCUUCUGUGGGAAGCUCAUUCCCUACAACAAAGAAGCUCCACAUGUUGCUACAGUAGAGAAGAAAACCCAGAAGAACCCAGAGCAGAGCAACAAAAAAUACAGGAGUUCCACCAAGAAAUGGAGCCUUUUUCGGUGGAGAAGGUUUAGGGGAUCGAAACACAGGGUAGUUAAACCAAGUCAAGUUAAAGAUGCUAUAAGUGCUAGUGCUACUAAUACCAUUUCAUUUUCCGCAUCAAAAAACUACAGAAGGUGUGAUCUUUCACUUGGGAAAGUGUCAAUUCUUUCGAGUAACCGAUCAAAAUCGAAGUGGUAUUUGUACAUGUUUGGAAUGGCGAGGUUUCCUACAGAGAUGGAGCUGAGGGACAUUAAGAGCAGGCAAAGCAGGAGGAGCCCAUCGACCAUGUUUGGGGCUAAUUGUGAAGCAAGUGAUGAAUUAAUGGGGAAGGGUAACAAGGGAAUUAGCGAUAGUAGUAAUAGAGCUAAGGGGUUGUGGGGGUUGUUGAGAGCGAUAGGGUGUAGUAGUCAGCAUCCAAACGCCGUCGUAAAGGCAGCUUCGUUUAGCUAG
This is a messenger RNA of Rosa rugosa (rugosa rose), 825 nucleotides long. RefSeq lists its product as uncharacterized. The record is from RefSeq and is a predicted model, not a curated record. Lineage: Eukaryota; Viridiplantae; Streptophyta; Magnoliopsida; Rosales; Rosaceae. The transcript has a single exon. Bases 1 to 825 code for a protein of 274 amino acids.